CUCUCAGUUCGCACCCACGUCCUCAGUCUUGAACUACCAACGUAGGAUGGCCGACUCUCCUGACGCAGACAAUCAACGCCAUGAGGACGCCUACGACGAGGCAGCUCGCGCCAGCCUGGACAGCGCAGAGCAAUACGUGCUUCAACGGUCGGAGGCCAUCGCGGCGCGACUGCUCGCACGGGACAAAGAACGGAACGCCAUCGCUGCAGUUUACCGUAAAGCCUGGGACGACUUCUACGACUGGGAGCCCGAGCCCUGUCACUCGCUGAUUAGGAGCCUCAUCGCGGCGCCAACUCAGGCCCCAUGGGACGAGGCUGACACGGCCGUACCGUUCUGUGUUUCUGACGAGAGCAUGGAUGUCGACGAGGUCGCGAACGGUAUAUUCCAGGUAUUCGACAUGGAACGGGAGCGGGUAAGUAUGUUAGAUGUGGACAACGUCCGUGGUCAGGUCUUUGCUCUACACCCGAAGUACGAGGCAUGCACGCCGACAUCGCAAAACAUCAAGACCGACGACGACGAGUCUGAGUGGCUCCGAUUCGUAUCCUAUGCUGGAGAGCCCGGGUUCGACGAGGAACAAUUGGCGCGAGACCACAAGCAUUUCUAUUGGCAGGAUGUCUGUCGUGACCCGGAUGCUGACCUGAUUGGACUCGAAACAAUACAUCGCCUGGAGGCGCAAUCGUUCUCCUACAACGUUGUUGAUACACACUCGGUUCUUCCCAGACUUCUAGGACACAACGGUCUGAUCGGGCGCAUACACAAGAGGGACUUAUGGCACUGGCCUGAUGUUCCUGAGCUGCCACAUGUCGAAUUGGAUGACUAUACUCUUAAAACACAGGUCAAUGAGUAUGUAGACAAGACAUGCCCACAUGUGGGCUGCUUAUACAGUCUCUGCUUCCCACAUAAGCAGGUCAAUGAGCUGCUCUCAGGGCAGACUGCACACAUCAAAUCUGUAUCUCUCAAGCAACAAAUCCAGAGACCAUGUGGAGAUAUGUGUUGUGUCAUAGACAGGCCUGAGGAUGACAUAGACAACCCUGCUAUGACUGAUGCACAAUGCAUCAAUGACAUUCUGUCAAUUUUGCCAGAUGAAAUGCCCUGCACAAUUGCCUCUAUUGCAAUGGUGCCAUGCUACCAAGUGUUCAUGAAUAGAUGCCAAUUAUUUCCUGACCACAGCAUUGUACCAGCUAGGGGUGUUGGUUCAAUUGAGCACAUGCAUCCAGCACCUCCUGUCCAACAAUUCAGUAUGAGAGCAAUCACAGAUCCACUUUAUUCCAUGUGUUGACAUUUUUAUAGAAGAUGAAGGAGUUGCUGGGGAAGGAUAUUUGAAUCCUGCAGGGCAGGUAUCUCAAGAUUAUCAAUGUAUAUUUUCUCACAUAUUUUCAUAGAGUUGACUUCUGUUACCAUCAAGGGCCAUGUGGAUUCCAGUGUCCUUGCUACAGGGCUAAAAUGCACUGCAAGCGAGGCU
Molecule: messenger RNA, 1462 nt
Organism: Fomitopsis serialis
Lineage: Eukaryota; Fungi; Basidiomycota; Agaricomycetes; Polyporales; Fomitopsidaceae
Exons: 6
Coding region: 47-1279 (410 amino acids)
Source: RefSeq, a predicted model, not a curated record